This is a messenger RNA of Drosophila kikkawai, 531 nucleotides long. RefSeq names its product dolichyl-diphosphooligosaccharide--protein glycosyltransferase subunit (gene Dad1). Gene Ontology annotation, cellular component: membrane; oligosaccharyltransferase complex. NCBI's taxonomy places the organism in Eukaryota, Metazoa, Arthropoda, Insecta, Diptera, Drosophilidae. The record is from RefSeq and is a predicted model, not a curated record. Gene Ontology annotation, biological process: protein N-linked glycosylation.
AGUAUUAUUUUCACAUGCCGGCAACGGUCCUACUUUUGUGUUCUCUCCCAAUUCGUGACGUGUCUGCGGUAAAUUUAUAAAAAAUCUCCGUUUUAUACCCAAAUUACCGGAGAAACCGCAUUAAGAAGAGCAACAUGGUCGAGCUGGCGAGCGUCAUUUCCAAGUUCUACAACGACUACGUGCAGAACACCCCCAAGAAGCUCAAGCUGGUGGACAUCUACCUGGGCUACAUUCUGCUGACCGGCAUGAUCCAGUUUGUUUACUGCUGCCUGGUCGGCACCUUCCCAUUCAAUUCAUUCCUGUCGGGCUUCAUCAGCACCGUUAGCUGCUUCGUCCUAGCCGUGUGCCUGCGCCUGCAGGCCAAUCCCCAGAACAAGGCCGUCUUUGCCGGCAUCUCGCCGGAGCGCGGAUUCGCCGACUUCAUCUUUGCCCAUGUGAUCCUGCAUCUGGUGGUGAUGAACUUCAUUGGCUAACAAACUUGUAUAACUGGAUUCGCAUGUAUUUAAAAUAAAAUGUAAACUAAUUGUAGUA